Marasmius oreades (fairy-ring Marasmius) is the source of this 423-nucleotide messenger RNA. RefSeq lists its product as uncharacterized. NCBI's taxonomy places the organism in Eukaryota, Fungi, Basidiomycota, Agaricomycetes, Agaricales, Marasmiaceae. The record is from RefSeq and is a predicted model, not a curated record. The transcript has a single exon. The coding region runs from base 1 to 423 and encodes 140 amino acids.
AUGCACUACCAAGCACUUCGCCUUUUUGCCACCGACUACAUGCCUUCCACCGUCAUAUCAUCCUUUCCCAGAAGACUCAACUCUUUCUAUUUCACUUCUACUGGACAUCCAAAUACGAACGACGCGAAUUUUUUCACUCGUGUUUUCAGACCACCUUUCCCCUCCUCACCAGGCCGACCCCAUAUGCAUCCUGUGGUUCAUGUCGUUUUCGAUGAUUAUCUUCCUCCAACCGAUCCACAUUCUUCCACCUAUGACGCUUCUCUCCUUCCUUCCCCUUCCAUCAGCUCCUCUACAUUACUCGUUCCGAAUCAAACGUCCCGCCUGGCUCUCAAAAUUUGCUUUCUUCUCCCAGCGGAAAAGACGGGAGGUUCGGGACUAUCAUUCUCCCUUUCCAGCUACGGCGCCUACGAAGUCUCGCUCUGA